Melopsittacus undulatus (budgerigar) is the source of this 7002-nucleotide messenger RNA. It is a transcript of the gene SLC43A2, whose product is annotated as solute carrier family 43 member 2. The coding region runs from base 183 to 1868 and encodes 561 amino acids. Gene Ontology annotation, biological process: neutral amino acid transport; transmembrane transport. NCBI's taxonomy places the organism in Eukaryota, Metazoa, Chordata, Aves, Psittaciformes, Psittaculidae. The record is from RefSeq and is a predicted model, not a curated record. The transcript is spliced from 14 exons. Gene Ontology annotation, molecular function: neutral L-amino acid transmembrane transporter activity; L-amino acid transmembrane transporter activity.
GUUUUGCCCCGUUUCCCCCGGUUUUAAGCGAAGAGUCCGCUCCCCCCCGGGGGUCUCUGUCCCGGUGCUGCUCGGGUGUCUCCCAUCGCCCAGCCCCGGAGCUCCGCCGGCGGCUCCGGGCACGGAAACAACGGAUACAACGUUCGGGUUAAGACUGAUCGAGGCCAUCAUCCCACCCAGCCAUGGCACCCACACUGGCUACCGCCCAUCGCCGGCGCUGGUGGAUGGCAUCCACAGCCAUCAUUGAGAGCCUGCUCUUCUCUGCUGUCCUGCUGGGCUGGGGCUCCCUCCUCAUCAUGCUGAAAGCAGAAGGGUUUUAUUCCUACCUGUGCUAUGGGUCAGAAAACACCACCAGCAGCUCUGACCAGGAGAACAGCACGGAUUCAGAGCACAAAUGGCCUUCCUGCAAUGCCCAGGAUGAGAUGCUCAACUUGGCCUUCACCAUUGGGUCCUUCCUGCUCAGUGCGAUCACACUCCCACUGGGAAUCAUCAUGGAUAAGUAUGGACCUCGCAAGCUCCGGCUGCUCGGCAGUGCCUGCUUUGCCGUGUCCUGUGUGCUGAUCGCCUACGGUGCCAGUAACCCGGACUCUCUGUCUGUGCUGAUAUUCAUUGCGCUGGCUCUGAAUGGCUUUGGGGGGAUGUGUAUGACCUUCACAUCACUUACGCUGCCCAACAUGUUUGGUGACCUCCGUUCCACGUUCAUUGCCCUGAUGAUUGGCUCCUAUGCUUCCUCUGCUGUGACUUUUCCAGGAAUCAAGGUUAUAUAUGACUUUGGGGUCUCCUUCAUCCUUAUUCUGCUGGUCUGGGCAAGCUGUGCAGGAUUAGUUUUCCUCAACUGCUUCUUCAACUGGCCCCUGGAGCCUUUCCCAGGACCAGAAGACAUGGACUAUUCGGUGAAAAUCAAGUUCAGCUGGCUGGGAUUUGACCACAAAAUCACUGGGAAACAGUUCUACAAGCAGGUGACGACCGUGGGGCGCCGGCUCAGCGUGGGGAGCUCCAUGAAGGGCCCCAAGGAGCCGACAGCCUUGCAGGAGAACAACAAGCUCUGCCUGUCCACGGUGGACCUGGAAGUGAAGUGCCAGCCUGACAAUGCAGCUUCUCCCUCCUUCAUGAAGAGUGUCUUCAGUCCUAUCUUGUUGCUCAGCCUUAUCACCAUGUGUGUCACUCAGCUACGGCUCAUCUUCUACAUGGGAGCCAUGAACACCAUCCUUGAGUUUCUGUCUGGAGAUAAAGAUCAAGUGGCUCUCUACACUUCCAUCUUUGGGGUAUUGCAACUGCUGUGCCUGCUGACAGCGCCUGUGAUCGGAUACAUCAUGGACUGGAGGCUGAAAGAGUGCGAUGAUGGCUCAGAAGAGACUGAGGAGAGCAACGCUGAGCAAAGUGACAAGAAAAAGAAGCGCGAUCGUCAGAUCCAGAAAAUCACCAAUGCCACCAAUGCCUUUGCAUUCACAAACGUCCUCCUGGUUGGAUUUGGAAUCACUUGUCUUAUUCCCAACCUACCACUGCAGAUUCUUUCCUUCAUUUUGCACACCAUUGUGAGAGGAUUCAUCCACUCAGCUGUGGGAGGCCUCUAUGCAGCUGUAUACCCCUCUACCCAGUUUGGCAGCUUGACAGGGUUGCAGUCGUUGAUCAGUGCCCUCUUCGCCCUUCUGCAGCAGCCUCUUUUCAUGGCAUUGACAGGACCUUUGGAAGGAGACCCUCUCUGGGUGAAUGUCGGCUUGCUUGGUUUGAGCUUCUUGGGUUUCUGCCUUCCAAUCUACCUGGUGUGCUACAGGCGCAGGCUAGAGAGAGAAAAAAAGCAGAAGAUGGAGGAUGCCAAACUCUUCUUCAAAAUCAACGGCACCCCCAAUGAGGAAGCCUUUGUUUAAACUCUUGCUUCAAAUACAACCUCCCCUGUACAGGUUCCUACCACAUCCGUGGGUUCUACCUGUGGUGUAAGCCAGGCUAUUUCUCCCCUGGCUCUGCCAGUCUUUGCCCAUCACUGGAGUGAGGGCCGGACAUCACGACUGAGCUUUCCUCAGACACAUGGCAGGAGGAGACUUCCCACUCCUUAUUCCAGAACACGGGACUCUUUCCCUUUUGAUAAAGGCCACGCAGAUAUUGUGUCUUAAACUGUCCCCUGAUCACACUCUCCAGUGGCAAAGCCUCUGCAUAGGAAACUUGGGAGAGAAGGAACAGAGGGAUGGGGGAAGAGGGAAGAAAGACCAUAACUUGAGUUUGCAAAGGUAAACACACUGAAGUCUGUUUUCUCCUCCUCUUCCCCCAACCUUGGCUGAUGUUGUCUCAGAUGCAAGCUGCACGUUCCUCCCUCCCUGAGGCUUCAUAGUGGUCUCUCUGCUUGAUAUGUAGGUGGACCCAGUGGUUUUAUUGCCUAUCCAGAUGUACCCUGGACUGUUCCUGAGGCAGGAAGGGGAUUUUAUUCCUACAUGUAUGAGCACAGCUUCAGUGUAUUGCUAAAUGUUGGCUGCUAGCACUGACAGCUCCCAAACCUUUUAUUACUGCAAAUGACACAGACUUGUGAGCAAUGGAUCUGCCUUCCACACUGAAAUGAAGAGCCUAGUGUACUGCUUGGUCCUAGAUCAAGCUUUCAAAGGCCUGGAAUUCUUCCUCUUCCUGGCCUGUAAACCACCUGUAUGUGUUUUAAACUGUCUGCAGUCCUGGAACCUUUGAGACAGGAAUUGGAUCUCAUUUACCGAUGAAGUGCUUUGGGACUUGUUGCCUCUUGCCUCUUCUUCCUUCCAGCUUGACCCUGGGAGGGGAGCAGCAGCAUGUACUAAAGGUGGAAAAGCUUGAAGCUGAGCUCUGGGGCUCCAAAUACUUUGGUGUUCACAUGUUGAGAGCUGACUUGCUGUUGAAAGAAACCACCGAGCGCAGAACACUCCUUUGUGCCUGGUAACUGGAUCCUGUAGACAUAUGGGUGAUGUGUUGAAGUAAUUUCUUCCUCCAGCCAUAGCUUAUUUACACCAUUCUGAUAACAGCCCCCAAGCUGCUAACACCAGGUUACUGCGACUGACCAAAAAGCUGCUGGUUUGGCUGUAUUAAGAACCUUCUACAGCGUUGAUGCUCUGUCUGGACAGAGUCCAUGGUGAUCGAUUGUAUGCUGAAGCUGACUUAGAGCAAUACAUGUGGGUAAAGGUGCCCCCAGGUCUGUUUGCCAUGGAGGGAAUAUAAAGGGAAUUUUUAACCUGCUUAUUUUUAUAGAAGUUUUCCUAAGUCUUGUCUAAAUUUGGUUUUUCUGCCCUUAACCUUUCUGUUGAGGUUGGUAGCUCAGCCUCUAGAGCAUUGUGACUAGCAUUAACCACUGCACCAUUUGGACCUGCUCGGAGCAGGAAGGUGCAGUGUUGAGGGUGGCUAUUAUCAGUGGACAUCCAGCACCAAAUGCACUGGGCCGAGCUAGUGGCUAUGGGAGGGUUGGGAGCAGAAACCAAUCAGUUCUGAAGAUGCAGUGGUGAUGCUUUCUGAGCUGCUGACCCCUGUGGUACUGCAAAGCCUGGCAGGGGGUAAGUCGUUCAACUGCUUUAUGUCUGCUUGGAAAAGUCCAAGAGUCAAUCCCUGCGCUGUUAGUGCUGGGGACUGGAAACAACAGCACUCAGACCUUCCUUUGGGAAAUUGCCUGGAAACAGGGUGUUAAACCCCUUUACAGAUGGCUUGGAGCACGCAGAUGCUGAGCCCAGCCAGGUCUUCACCCUUCCUACAGAAGGUUGGUGACCUCUUGGGCAGGACAGCUGGAAACACUGCCAGCAGAGGAGGAGGAGGAGGCAGCUUUGUGGGGCAGCAGCGCCAUCUCCAGCCAGGCUCUGCGGGCAGUUCAGACACUUCUCCACCCCAUGGUACCUCUUAGUCUGCAGUCACUCCUUUGGAAAUAGCUCACCACUUGAGUAUUUUACACGUUUGUGGGGUUUUUUUUAAUGUGUUGCCUUUAUUAAAUGUGUUUGUUCCAAGGACAGCCUUACUGCCUGCUGUCCACACUUCACUCUUGUACCCCUUCUUGUCUUUUGCUGGCCUCUAGCUUUGGUAUGAGUUAGCCACUGUCCCAGCUUUCCUAUCUUUUGUGUGAAGCAAUAAUGGAGGAGGCAGAGUCUUGAUUCAUUUUCCUGUUCACCUGGCACCGUCUCAAGUACAUGUUUGGAGACCACCAGCUUGCCUAGAUUUCUAGAGGGCUUUCUAUGGAUUUCUGCAUUUCAUAUUACAUGCUCCUAAAUAUUGUGAAGAUUCCAACUUGUGCUCUGAUUGUGACGUGACAAUAAUGGGUUAAAUGUAACUUAUUUAUUUCUUUUAUUAGUGAGCUCAGACAGGUGAGCGUCCUCAGACUGGCAGUGUCUUAAAAUGGAGAUGGUUGUUGGUGUGCGGACUCAGCCCUUACUUCCACCUCACAUUCACAACAUCAUAGAAUAGUUAAGGUUAGAAAGGACCUUAAGAUCAUCUAGUUCCAACCCCCCUGCCGUGGGCAGGGAGCUUCCACUCUUUGGCCACUUGAAUUCCCCAUAGAAAUAUCUCUGCAAAUGGGGGAAUAGUGGCAUGUUUUCAGGAAGUCACAGGAGAGAUGCUGCCGCAUGUGAAGUAUGUGUGGCUAAAUUAAACAUCACCGUUUUACUUCUGCCAUCUACCUCCCUACUGCAGUUCCCAGUUCCUGCCUUUUAUGUGGAAUAGCUUCUAGCCCAGUUUCAUCUGAUAAAAUGGUGGAUGUAUGUGCUUAGCAUCCCUGCUGAUGGGCUGCGGUGUUUAGAAGCUGCUGGUCAGCUGUGAGGAAAUAGAACCUCACUCCUGAGUUGGAGUUUUAGGCUCUGUUUGCAGAUGGUGAGUAAAGUGUGCCUUCAGCUGGCAGUCCCCAGGAAUAGUGGGUACACAAGGAAGUUGUAGGCUAAGAAUUAGAAGUAUUUAGAUGAAAUACUGGGGAAAGAAGCUCUUCCCUGUGAGGGUGCUGAGGUGCUGGCACAGGGUGCCCAGAGAAGCUGUGGCUGCCCCAUCCCUGGCAGUGCUCAAGGCCAGGUUGGACACAGGGGCUUGGAGCAGCUGCUCCAGUGGAAGGGGUCCCUGCCCGUGGCAGGGGUUGGAGCUGGAGGAGCUUUAAGGUCCCUUCAACACAAACUAUUCUGUGAGUCUAUUUUCCAAAAUGGGGCUGGUUAAAAGUGAUCUAUCUGUUAACUCAGGGAGACUUUUAGUUGCUGUAUAUAAGAAAGUUAUGCCAAGGAAAAAUCCCUUUUCUAUGUGCUCUGUCUCUUAAGAAUUGGUCAAAGAUGGAGAAAAUAAAUGCUGGGCUAGGUGAAAAACUCGUCUGAUGUAGUGGGAUUUCAUUUACUCUGACAAUUGUGAACCAAACUACUUUUAAAAAGCAGUCCAAAUUUAUCAAAAACCUGUAUCUGUGUGCAAGGUGUGCCAAUACUCCACCAACUGUGGCACAACUGCUUGAAGACUGUACCUCCUGCAGGGUGGGCCCAUUGGAGGAUAGAAUAUUGUGGCUUCAGCCUCUUCUGUAUGUUUUUUUGCAUGGUGCAGAAGUGAACGCUGUUGGCAUAGUCCUGUUAAAGUGGUUGUUCAUGGGCAGCCUGCCUUGAUCUUUGGCCAUUAUGGAAAUGUAAUUGUGGAUUACUGGAGUUUGGAGUGGAAAACAGCACUGCUGCUUUCUUGGCCAAGUGAUGUGGGACCAAGAUAAUUCCUGAUGUGCUUUUCUAUGUGGCAUGAGCCACCUUGUGGAAAAAAGAUUAAUGGGCCACCAAAGUGGGAUGAUGGAAAAGCCCUUGUCUCCUCUGUAUCAGCAUCCCCAGCUAGAGGUAAUGAAGCAGAAACCUGGUAUGUGAGUACUUGCUCACAGAAGGAGCCCUCAGACUCAAGAGUGUUGCUGUGUAAAGGUGAUUGCACCUCUGGAAACACUGCUCCUGGCCUCUACAGACUUUUAAUGUGUAAUAUGUAUCCAUACUUAAAGAAAAUAAACUAAGAAGCUGAGUGGGGAAGGGAGGGUGACUCCUUUCACUAACCUGUCAGUACCAUUGACACAGUCUUCAUAGUGGUGAUGCUGUCAAGAGUAGCAGAGGAAAUCGGUGCUGUUCUGUUUAAUAGGGCACUUAACAGCUUUAUUCAGUUACUGACACAGAGUCAAGAUCCUUGAGAUGAAACUGGACGCAGAUGUCUGCAAAAACACAAAAGAGGCAAAUCUUGCUGAGACUCAAACUUCACUGCAGUGCUGCUACAGACAUUGAAUGCUUGACUCCCACAGUAAAGCCUGGCCUCUUCCUGCUCUGUCUGCAAAGGAAAACUGUAGGAUAAUGAGAUUUUUAACUUGGUCAGUAAAUCACUAACAUGUUUUAAAGUGGGAGAUUUCCUUCUUGACAGGCUGCUAAUUUGGAAAAUAUGCCACAACUACAAAGCAGAUACUGUAGGCUAAAAAGAAUGAAAUACUUAAAAUUACAAGUUUUCAGGUUUUUGUUUGUUGGGUUGGAUUGGUUUUCUUUCAGUCUUUUCUCUAUCUGCAGAGCUUUUGGUAUUCCCCACUUUCCAGUUCAGAAGUGCAAAGUACUCAUAAUAGAAAUAAGUAUUACAGUAGGAUUCCUGACAGGAAGGGGCUGCUUCCUUAAAAUAAAAAGCCACUUCUGAUUUAUAUGUCACCAGGUUCUCUUCUGUGGACUGGCUGGAACAAUGCUGUUAUGUAGCUGCAUUCUUACCUGUUAAUUAUAAACCCUACAGGUCCUUGUUUUUCUGCCUGUCUCUGCAGUCUGUUUUUAUCGUGUCCUGUGCUCCACGUUGUCAUACUUCCACUGCUGCUUGCCACUUCCUUGUGCCUGACUGUCACCUCAUUCUUGGGACAAUCCCCUUCUAAAGGAACCCCUCUCUUUUUAACCUGCCAGCUUUAGCAUCUCCCAAUGCCUCCUGCUCCCAGGACCGAUGUGCUGUUUUCAAAGUUGAACUGUAAGCUCCUUGUGGCAGGCUUGUGUCAUCCUCUGUGUGUGUGUAAGGUGAUGUGCACUCUUGCAGUAAUAUCUACAAAUAAAGAUGGUAUUAAGUUAA